Scheffersomyces amazonensis is the source of this 816-nucleotide messenger RNA. It is a transcript of the gene ISY1, whose product is annotated as Isy1p. The transcript has 2 exons. Bases 1 to 816 code for a protein of 271 amino acids. Gene Ontology annotation, cellular component: post-mRNA release spliceosomal complex; post-spliceosomal complex; catalytic step 2 spliceosome. Gene Ontology annotation, biological process: generation of catalytic spliceosome for second transesterification step; mRNA 3'-splice site recognition. The record is from RefSeq and is a predicted model, not a curated record. NCBI's taxonomy places the organism in Eukaryota, Fungi, Ascomycota, Pichiomycetes, Serinales, Debaryomycetaceae.
AUGUCACGAAAUAAAGAGAAAGCGCAAUCGGCUCUUAAUAGAUUCCAAGCAUUAAAGAAUAGAGAGGCAGGAGUUUUAGAAUCAAAUCCUAAUUUACGUCCUAAAUAUGUCCAAUCAGUUACUUCACUUGCUCAAGCUGAAAAAUGGAGAACAACUAUAAUAUCGGAGAUAUCAGUAAAAUUAACUCGAAUUCUGGAUCAGUCAAUAAAUGAUUAUCAAAUACGAGAUUUGAAUGAUGAUUUAAAUAGAUUAUUUAAAGAAAAAAGAUCAUGGGAAUAUCAUAUUAAGUCAUUAGGAGGGAAUGAUUAUAUAAACUUUGGAAAGAAUCUUGAUAAAGCUGGAGUAUUAGAUUCAACAGGAUUACAAGUCAAAGGUUAUCGAUAUUUUGGAAGAGCUAAAGACCUUCCAGAUGUUAAACAAGCAUUAGAACAGCAUAAAAAAUUACAACAUGAAAAGGGUAAGAAGGGUCAAGAUGAAGAAUCCAAGAUUAUGAAGGACAGAUUAACUAGAAUUGAUAUAUCAUACUAUGGAAUUGAUGAUGAAAUUAAUAAUAAUUUAAAUUUAUUCAGUCAAUCAGAAAUAAAUUUAAUAGAAAAAGUUGCAAAUAAUCUUGGUGAAACUAUAACUCCACCACUACGAGCCAAUGAUAAUUUACUAUACAAUAAACCCGAUUCAUUAAUAGAAUAUGAAAAUACAAAAAGUGCUUCAAUUGAGAAGAAUUUGAAACGAAAAAAGACUAACCAGAGUCCUGAAGAAACUAUAUACGAUUUUAAUAGUCAAGUACCUAACAAUGAACAAGUAACCAAAACUUCUUAA